AUGCUGCUGGAGGUCUUUUCCUUUUUGGAUGUACCUUCUCUCCGUGCCUUGAUGGCUGCGAACCGAACAAUUCGGUACCUCCUUACAGCUGAAGAUGGUCAUUCUAUAUGGGCAUCACAAACAAGCAGACUUUUCGGGCCGGAGCAUUCACAAGCUCUCAUGGCACCAUUUCUCUGUCUGAAGGACGACCUCAAGAUCCCAAAUGCAAGUGCACUGCCGAAUCCAUAUCCAAGAUACAACGGAGUCAACCUCCCAUUCCUUCUUUCGAAAAUACCAAAGAAUCUACCGUCAACAAUGGCAGAAGUGAAUCCACAAGGGAAUAAUGAUGUAGUUAGCCAUACUGGAAUCGAAUGCGUCUGUGCAAUGAGAGCUAAUCAUCCAUUGCCACGUCCAACUCUCAUCCGUUCCAAACCAGCUACUUUUAUUGGAAAGGCCAAGAAUUUUUUCUCUCGCAAGGUACCAAGAUGGAGUUCCUUUGUGGCUCCAUACAAAAUGACCGAUGCGAUUAAUGUCACACCAAGACUCGUGUCUUACUUUGAAAUCACCAUCAUAGAUCAAAGGAAUGAUGAUGAUUCCAAACGACGACCAUGUCACGGUUGCGUCGCUAUCGGACUCGCAGAAGAGUCGACCGAGUGCGACCAAUCGACUCUUCCAGGAUGGGACGGGGUGAGUUAUGGAUACCACAGUGACAACGGUGGUUUGUACCACUUCUCAGGUCACCUUCUGAGAUACGCACCAACGUUUGGUGCUGGAGAUACAGUGGGAAUGGGAAUCGACUACGCCGCAAGGGGUAUUUUUGUAACCAAGAAUGGAAAGUUUUGGGGCUAUGCUUCUUACAAAUUGUCUGUGAACUACCUGUCCAAAACCAACUUUUAUCCUGUCGUGGGGAUGGACUCGAACGAAACAUCGGUUUCAGUGAACUAUGGAAAUGUCGAAGAGAAAUUUCAAUUUGACCUGUCGUUGUACUGUAAUUAUCAACAGCAUUGUAUGUCAAAGAAGGAUAGAAUUGCUCGACGAUUUCAAUUUAGUUCUUGA
Cylindrotheca closterium is the source of this 1035-nucleotide messenger RNA. The record is from the annotation of a GenBank genome assembly. NCBI's taxonomy places the organism in Eukaryota, Bacillariophyta, Bacillariophyceae, Bacillariales, Bacillariaceae.